This is a messenger RNA of Rhipicephalus microplus (southern cattle tick), 722 nucleotides long. RefSeq lists its product as uncharacterized. The record is from RefSeq and is a predicted model, not a curated record. NCBI's taxonomy places the organism in Eukaryota, Metazoa, Arthropoda, Arachnida, Ixodida, Ixodidae.
GUAAAAUUCACGCAGAGAUAUUUUGUGGAGAAGCUUAAGCCCAUCUCAAUAAGGUCUACCUGUGAGUUGCUACAAACCACUCAAUAUACCAGUGGAUGAUGGGUAUCCAACAGUUAUCAAGAACAAUCGAUCCGUUUCCUCUUGUCGUUUUGCUUACUACUGUGCUAUCGACUCUCAUCUACUGCCAAAUUAACCAUGAUAGCCUGCCCCAAGGAGACAAAGACAUGAUGAGAUACGUUCGUGAGAUGUUGAACGGCUCAGAACGUCUAGUCUUAUUUGCGGGUGUCAACGGAGCAAUGAAAGAUGAUCUCAUUUGUUGGACAUCCAAAGAAAAAACAGAGACAUAUCCCACAUUCCACCACUACAUAUACUUUUGGAAGAAUGAGAGUAAGGGGACGCACAGGAAUCUUACGCCGAUGUACAGGCUAGCUGACUAUAGUGUAGGACCAAAAGGCGGCAUUCCAUCAAUUUACCUGUUAGCCAAAGACGAAGGAGGCGAAAUUGACGAAGGCCUAAGUGGAGAUUACAUCUUGCUGGGUGCCAACUCCACCUGCUUUGUUAUGGGUGUAAUAGAACCUAAAAAAUUACAUGUCAAUGGUCUACACCCGAGCUUCGACAUAGUGUUUCUCCUAACAUGGAACAUCUACAACGUGCUCCUCGAUCUACGGCGGCCCUACAUCAACAACUGGCUGGACCACGCACAACAGCCGGAGGCGUACUAG